CUUGUGUACUACUAGUUCUUUUUAUUGUUUCGGAAAAAUGAAAUGCAAGCGCGAGAAGCGCAAGUAGUACCCUGUGUGUACCUGUAAGGUCGUGAAGUACCAUCAGAGUCUGCGACACAGAAAAUGAGUCGAGCUUCUCCAGACCUCGAGGCUCCGCUCCUUCUGGUUCGAAACGAUGGACCGCCGGUGAAAGGACCUGCUGGUGUUGCUGUCCAGUCUAAGUCUCAGCUUGCGCAGCAGAACCCAACGCGUCUGAGCAUCGAUUGGAGCAGCACGACGGGACUGCGGGGCCUGUGCGCGGUGCAGAUCAUGGUGGGUCACUUUUUCUUCGGCAUGGCGCCGCGGAGCUUGCGACAAGUGUGCAACGAUCCCGGGGUGACCGACAAGGCGUACGCUGUGAUAGUCGCCAUGGAUCAGCCGGUAGCGCUGUUUUUCCUCCUGAGCGGCCUUCUGUACGGCGUUCUCUACUACGACAAGCUGGACUGGAUACAACCCGUUUUUAGUAGCAGCUCGCAUGAUAAAAACCAGCCCCAACAACGACCUGAAUCAACAAGUUCAAAAAAGACCAACUAUGAAGUCUGGAAGACAUUCACACAACGGCGGUUUGCGCGUUUGGCUCCUGCAUGGUACGUGGCUCUCCUGUGUAUGAUGCCGUUUUACCUGCCGGACGAGAACCUCCGACCGCAGCGAACGAAGGUCGAAGGCACGUUGACGGCGGUGACGUUUUUGCAGAGCGUGCUGGGCCCGCCCGACGGGUUUCCUCACGUCAUUCCGCCACCGCACGGCCCCGGCUGGCAAAUCUCCGCCUUCAUGCUCUCCUACGCCUGCUUACCGCCGGUGUUUUGGCUGUUCAAACGGUACAUCUACAUGCUCUAUGUAGUAUAGCAGGUUUUUGAAGAGUACAAGUGGUACUUUUUGUCUAAGUUCGAUUGAAACAAAUGAAUUUGAUGAAAGUCACGUUUUGUUUCAUGCAUGCUUGGAUCUUGAUCCGCUUUGUUUCAUUCUCUUACCGCCAGGUUGCCAGACGUUGCCUUAGCUUUGCUGAUCGUCGCGCUUUUCGGUGUGAGCCUGGGGGUGAUGCAGCUUUGCCUGUACUGGAUUCCGAUCGGUUUUGUGCACUCCUUUUUCUUCGCUCGUUUCCCGAACGUCAUGAUGGGCGUAGCGCUGGGGAUGCUAGCCAAAAGACGGGUCUGUCCGGAGAAGCGCACGCACCAGGAGAGUUUUAUUUGGUCGGCGUUCGACAGAAUGUCAAUACUGUCGACUUCUCUACCCACGAAUAAAACAAGCCUCGUCAGUGAAAAACGGAAGUGGCUUCUGGACGGCUGCUUCGCAAUCUACGUGUGCUACAAUGCGGGGUAUGUGCCCUUGACGCAUUACGACGGGGACAUCUGGCUUCAGUUCUACCUGCUGCCGCUGUAUUGCGUCUGGCUCUGGUGGCUCGUCGUGGUUGUGGAUAACACAAAAGGCAAAGAGAUUUUGGAGCCCCCGCAGAGGAGCAGUGCGAUGAUCACAUCGGGCGGAGAGAAGAACUCGACGUCUUAUUCCAGUACGAUAUCGGAACAAGCUCAAGCUGCAAGAAAGCCCACUGUUGUCGAGACUGUUUUGACGUCAGAAUGCCUGCAAACUACUGGGGAUUGGUCUUACGUGUUGUACUGUUUCCACUGGCCGACCUACUACUUCGCUACUUGGUUACUCUCUGGGUUCUCGACGGAAUUCAUCUGGCAUCGCUGCUUGAUACUCGCGCAAGGCAAUGGCUGCUUCGGAAUGGAGUACUGGCAUUUGCCGAUUGCCGUCGGCCUCUGCUUUUGUUUCUCCGGGUUUUUCUCGAUCUACGUCGAGGACCGAAUACGGAAAAAGAUUGACGCCGUUUUGGGAUAGGAAGAUGAAGUGAGCACUCGUUUAUUUGUUUUCAAGUGUAAACACUCGACAAUAUCGAUGUAACUAGUCGAUUGAGCAUUUCUUAUUCAAACAUAAGCAACUACGCGCACAGGCAGAUCUACUGAAUAAAGUCAUAUCAUACGAAAAACGAGUGGCACGUAGUCAUGAAAGUGAUGUUUCGCUAUGGCUCGAAGCAUUCUUUUUCACCAAACCAAAAUGUAUAAAAAGUGAAACAGCAGACAGAGUUUCUAAAAUCCAAGUUUUUCGUGGGCGAUGGCGAUUGCGAAGAAGAGAAGGCAGCACCUCUCGCUUCCAGCUGUCCCGCCUUGCCCGGUAUUGGACCUCGUUUUAUGGAACGGCUCCUA
This is a messenger RNA of Amoebophrya sp. A120, 2243 nucleotides long. NCBI's taxonomy places the organism in Eukaryota, Dinophyceae, Syndiniales, Amoebophryaceae. The record is from the annotation of a GenBank genome assembly.